Molecule: messenger RNA, 6874 nt
Organism: Varanus komodoensis (Komodo dragon)
Lineage: Eukaryota; Metazoa; Chordata; Lepidosauria; Squamata; Varanidae
Gene: APPL1
Product: adaptor protein, phosphotyrosine interacting with PH domain and leucine zipper 1
Exons: 22
Coding region: 141-2267 (708 amino acids)
Biological process (GO): signaling
Cellular component (GO): cytoplasm; endosome membrane
Molecular function (GO): identical protein binding
Source: RefSeq, a predicted model, not a curated record
UGUGGUCGGCGGGAGGGCGGGCGAGGAGCAGCCGCAGCAGCGGGACGCGGCGGCGGCGGCGGCAACGGCAACGCGGCCCGUCAGCUGGGCGCGGUGCAGCGGGGUCGGCAGGCCCGGCCUGCGGAGAUUCGGCCGUCGCCAUGCCUGGGAUAGACAAGCUGCCCAUCGAGGAGACGCUGGAGGACAGUCCCCAGACACGUUCUUUGCUGGGUGUAUUUGAAGAAGAUGCUGCAGCUAUUUCCAGAUACAUUAGCCAAUUGUAUCAAGCCAUGCACCGAAUUUAUGAUGCACAGAAUGAAUUAAGUGCAGCAACACAUUUGACUUCGAAGCUUCUAAAAGAUUAUGAGAAGCAGCGUUUCCCUUUAGGGGGUGAUGAUGAAGUUAUGAAUUCCACGCUGCAGCAGUUUGCAAAAGUGAUAGACGAGCUCAGUUCUUGUCAUGCAGUACUAUCAACUCAGUUAGCUGAUGCCAUGAUGUUUCCUAUUACCCAGUUCAAGGAAAGAGAUCUAAAAGAGAUAUUAACUUUAAAAGAAGUUUUCCAGAUCUCAAGCAAUGAUCAUGAUGCUGCCAUCACCAGAUACAGUCGGCUGUCAAAAAAAAGGGAAAAUGAAAAGGUCAAAUAUGAAGUUACAGAAGAUGUAUAUACUUCCCGGAAGAAACAACAUCAAACUAUGAUGCAUUAUUUCUGUGCAUUAAAUACUCUGCAAUAUAAGAAGAAAAUUGCUAUGUUAGAACCCUUAUUAGGAUACAUGCAAGCUCAGAUAAACUUCUUUAAGAUGGGCUCCGAAAAUCUUUCUGAACAGUUGGAAGAAUUUUUAACAAACAUUGGGACAAGUGUACAAGAUGUUCGCAGGGAAAUGGAUCAUGACGUAGAAACUAUGCAGCAAACGAUAGAAGACUUGGAGAUAGCCAGUGACCCUCUAUAUCUGCCUGAUCCCGAUCCUACAAAAUUUCCUGCCCAGAGGAACCUUACUCGGAAAGCUGGAUAUCUUAAUGCAAGAAAUAAAACAGGACUGGUGUCUUCCACUUGGGACAGACAGUUUUACUUCACGCAGGGUGGAAAUCUCAUGAGCCAGGCAAGAGGUGAUGUAGCUGGUGGCCUUGUUAUGGAUAUAGACAACUGCUCAGUCAUGGCUGUGGAUUGUGAAGACAGAAGAUACUGCUUUCAGAUAACAUCUUUCGAUGGGAAAAAGUCUUCAAUUUUGCAGGCAGAGAGCAAAAAAGACUAUGAAGAGUGGAUAUGUACAAUAAACAAUAUCUCCAAACAGAUAUACCUGAGUGAAAAUCCAGAGGAAAUUGCUGCCCGUGUGAAUCAGUCAGCUUUGGAGGCUGUCACGCCCUCCCCUUCCUUUCAGCAGCGGCACGAGAGCAUGAGGCCAGCCAUUCAGCCUCGUCCUCCCACAACUCGUACUAGCAGCACUGGGUCUUUGGGGUCAGAUUCAGCAUCUUUAUCAGCACUUUCCUUGGAUUCACUUGUGGCACCUGACACUCCCAUACAGUUUGACAUCAUUUCUCCCGUAAGCGAAGAUCAACCUGGUCAAGCCAAGCUCUCAGGGCAAUCAGGCAGGCGUACAAAUCCAUUUGGAGAAUCUGGAGGAACCAAAUCAGAAACAGAAGAUUCUAUCCUUCAUCAGUUAUUUAUUGUAAGAUUCCUUGGAUCCAUGGCAGUGAAGUCAGAUGAAUGCUCCGAUGUUGUUUAUGAGACUAUGCGCCAAAUAUUAGCUGCCCGAGCUAUACACAACAUUUUUAGAAUGACAGAAUCACAUUUGUUAGUCACAUGUGACUGUUUAAAGUUAAUUGAUCCACAGACACAAGUUACAAGACUCAGGUUUCCUUUGCCAAAUAUAGUUCUCUAUGCAACACAUCAGGAAAACAAGCGCCUUUUUGGAUUUGUUCUUCGGACUUCGGCAGGGAGAGCAGAUAGCAGACCAACUUCAGUCUGCUACAUAUUUGAAUCAAAUAAUGAAGGUGAAAAGAUCUGUGACUCUGUAGGACUUGCUAAGCAGAUUGCAUUACAUGCUGAAUUGGAUCGUAGAACAUCAGAAAAACAGAAAGAAAUAGAGAGAGAGAAAGAAAAACAGCAAAAAGAACUAAGUAAACAAAAACAAAUUGAAAAGGACUUGGAAGAGCAGAGCCGACUAAUAGCUGCAUCUAGUAGAGCCAACCAGAGUGUUGGUGAGGGACCGUUUGUAGUCCUUAGCAGUAGUCAGUCAGAAGACAGUGAUUUGGGAGAAGAUGGAAAAAAGAAACGAGAAUCUGAAGCAUGAGCUGACUUCAGUUCAAGUCUUUGAACCUGUUCUCUGAGAUAAGUUGUAAGUUGCAGAAGAUACAGAGGUGGAGGGUUUGCUUGACUAGAUGAGACCCACGAAGCUUUCCUGCUUAAUGUACAGUGGACUUCCUUGCAUACUGUGGUGAAACUAUUUUGGCUAUAAUAGAAUUGAAUCUUACAGAUCUGUUUUCUUUUCUUCAUGUACCUAGCUGUCCAGGGAACUUCAUGAGGAAGAGGUUGGCAUAAGUUAAGUUUAAAGAAAUAUAUGGAAAAAUCUUUUAUCUGAAAUUUCUGUUCUCAACAUCCAGGUGGAUUAACUGCUUUAGUUUGUUCAGGCUCCUUUACAUAUUAACAAAUUUAAUCUGACAAAGGAGACGCUAACCCAUGAAAGGUUACGCUAUAAUACAUUUGUUCGGAUUUAAGGUGUCAUAGGACUCUUUGUUCAAGCUUAUUUGAUUCCCAAAGAUGAAUGAGAACACAAACAUAAGGGUGCUAAUUUGUAGAUAACUGCUGAGAAGGAACAACUAGGGUGAAGCCAGUAAAACUGCAGUGCUGUUUUUAGAUUAAAUGUGAGGCUGCCAUUUUUACUUGAGCUUGCACUGGAUGCUCUUGGCCUUGGCUUCUCCUCGAUACACUUUGGAAGAUGUUUGUUGAGGGCUGCAAAGAUAGUGAAGCAGAAGUCAAACAUUAGUGUGGGAUGCAAUUGCGCUAUGUAUUUGUAAUGUUACACAAGUAGACUCUGAUAUGUCUCGGUGAGAAUAGUAUGUGUACCGUUUGAAACAUUUGUCUGCAGUGAUUAUUGGCAUUAAAAUAUAAAUUGCCAAAAUAAAUUCAAGGUCUGUCCUCAGCAGUGCGGUUUGAGAAUGUGGAUGAAAAGAACUAUUUGUAUGGAGACUUUGUCAACUAAAUGAUGAGAAUCUGCUUUUAUAAUACAUGUCCAUGAUUAACCUAAUGUCAUUAAACUCUUUUGUAGAACAUCAUUGCUAAUCAAUCCACAUGCAAUAUAAACAUAUGCACAGAUGGAAUAUAUCUGCAGAAUCAUUAACAAAAAGUUAGACUGAGAUUCUGCAUCCUCUUUUUUUCCAGUUACAUGUAUAAUUAUUCCAACAUAAUGUCAAGUGUUGUCCUUUAUUUCCAGAACAGGAACAUGGUUUAUACAAAAGAAUGUAUAAUGUAAAUUGGACCCCUUACUUUAAGUAAAGUGGGAGUAAAAACCACUGUUUUGGCUUUCUGAUCCAUCAGUUUCUUUUCUGAAAAGUGGUACAUAAAUACUGAUCAUUAAAUAAAUUCUUACUUUAAAAAGCAAUCCAAAGAAUGAGUAGUAGUUGAUGGAAACACAUUCAUAUAAGGCAGAGGCAGUGUUGUGCCUCCUGAACUGUUGGUACCAAUAGGUGAUUGUCAUCUAAACAAAGCGAGGCUUAUAUCUGAGGAAUGGACACAUCACAGUAACUCAGUUGUGCUUGCUUUUUCCAUCUGCCAGUUUGAUUUUACUUAGUGCUAAGCAAGCAUCACUCUGAAAGAUAAGCUCAAUUCUACAUUUGUCUUUAGAAUGAAGAGAUCAGGUAACCCGAACAAAUGUGACAACAUACUAUCGCAUAAGAAAAUGCACCAGAUUCCAUUUAUAUAUGGGCUAUUUUAAAAUACCCACAUUUUUGAAUCCUUUUAGAGAGUUGUGCAGGAAAAAUUCCUGUAGGACUCUAGAAGACUGUCUGGUUGUGUGAACAAGGAUGUGUUUUGGGGAAUGGGCAUGUUCCUGCUGCAGGUGAUAAGGAGAUGGGAAGGGCUUCAGAGAAUUUAGCAGGGGUGAUGACCACCCAUUCACUGGCAGUAAUAUCACCUUCUGUCUUCUUGGGUCUUUUGAUUGGUUUCAGCUUGUAUAGAAGACAAAUGGCAUUUGCAGAAGUCUGGAUCCAUAUUUAAGCAUGUGCGGCAAGGCUGGUUGGAGCAGAUUUCCCUGCCUCCACAUCCCCAUGGCAUCCUCUGCAGGCUACCCAAAACUACACAAAUUGUUGGAGGAAACACUGCUGUAGUCUUGCGGGACCCUAACAAUUAGGUGGAGUAUCUUACGUGAGUGAAGCCUGGGGGAAUGCCAUUGGAAUGAGGGGAUAGGGUACCUCCGUCUGCCAAGCUAGUAAUUUCUCUGCUGAAGAAAUACUUUUAGCCAUGUCUGCCUGGGGGCAGCACAUUCUAAUUGGCAAAAUCUUUCACAACUGCUGUCCUACCUUUCGGAGCUGCUUAUAGCCGUAUUUUAUGUUACAAGAAUUCUAGACUUGUGCUGAAAUGGAUAAUAAAUCUGCUUCUAUUGAUAGAGGACAGUUAAUUGUUAUCACCUGUGUGUGCACUUGUAUAUAUGUAAAGAUAGAUGUUAAUACACUGUAUUCUAAUGUGCAUAAUACCAAAUCUCUUUAUUAAUAAUUUCAUCAAAUUUCCCUGUCCUUAUCCUCUGUGAAGUCAAAUAUCAUUGCCAGAGAGUUUAUAUAAUGGCUCCUUGUGGUUUGAAAGUUGUUAGGGUUGUUGUGUUUUGUUUUUGACUUAACUCCCCGUAUGUUUGGAUAGUUUAGAAGAAAUGUAAAUUCUUUGCAUAUGUUUGGAAGAAACAUUAAGAGGGAGGUCACAUUUUGUUAUUAUGUUUACAUUACACUGCAUUUGUAUUCUGCCUUUUUUCUUCUUGUGAGGAACCAAAAGCAGCUGACGUAACUCCAUUUUGCCCUCAUAGCAACCUGUGGGAGGAAGGUCGGGCUGAGAGGGAGUGACUGGCCCAAGGUCACCCAGUGAGCUUCAUGGCCAAGCAGGGUCUAGAACCCGGAUCUCUUGAGUCCCCCAUCCAGCACUCUCAUCACCGCUGGAUAUACAUAAGAAUGUGUGUGUGGGUGUGUAUGGGGGGCAGAGAGACGGCUCAGUUUCCUUGGUUAAAAGGUAGAUUGUAAAGACAUGGCCCCUCGGUGAAACAGUGUAUUCAGAAGACUGUUUUACUCAUGUAAACAGUCCUUUGAUAUUGCUUAACACUGGAGUGUUCAUUCUCCCCAUAUCUAGUUAGGAAAAUCUGCACAAUCUCUGUAUGUAACCUUGCCCCAAUGACCACGUUAAUUAUUCUGUUGGAGAUACUGUCUGCAUUGAAAAAUAGAAGUUGGUUGUCUGGUUAAUAUGCUCAUUAUUACUGAACAUAAUGAGACUUCCUUCUGAGUGAACAUGCACAGGUUUGUGUUGCCUAGGUGCAAGGUUAAACUUAGGAAAGUUGCAUGCCUGCAGUUGCUCGCCCUGUUAUCUCCAACUUAUAGCAAGUCCAUGAAUGAAAGUCCUCCAAAUGUCUUGUCCAUGAUGACGGCCCUUCUAAGUUCAAGGCUGUGACUUCCUUUAUGGUUUCAUCCCACCUCAUAUUCUGUCUUCCUUUCCUUUCAUCCCACCUCAUAUUUGGUCUUCCUUUCCUUUCAUCCCACCUCAUAUUUGGUCUUCCUUUUCCUAGCAUGAUGGUCUCCUCCAGCACCUAGUUUUGAACACAUCCAUUUUCUUCUAUCAGCCUUUUUCACUGUCCUGCAUUUACACCCAGACAUAAGUGAUUGGAAGUACAAUGCUUGCUCUCGUCUGCUUUUUAAAUUGUCUUUUUGUAAACUACCAGAUUGUUAAGAAUGAAAUUGAAGAUUGUUAAAGAGAAAUAUUUUUGCAUGUUCCCUUCUUCCUGAUGUACAGUGGUCCAGAGACACACCUUGAAUUGUUUGCAUGUGAAGCUGAUCUUUUUAAAAAAGAAAGAGAGAUGACUUAUUUGUGUAUUCUCAAACAAAACCAAAACCCAUUCCCUUGUUUGGUACUUUUUAAUAAUUUUGGCUUUCUAUUCUUGAAGCCCUUCCCCUCCAAAUUGAUUCAGAGGCCCUCUUUACUCUGAAAAUACAUAUAAUAGUCAAUCAGAUCAUAUUGUUAACCAGUCUGGUAGAAAAACAAUCCAACGUGUAACUCUGAAGGAACGAUGUUCUGGAAAGAGAAUUAUAAGCAAGUCAAGAUGUUUGUAAUUUGGGUGGCUUUAAUACUGUAGUGGAUUGGUCAAAUUCUUACAGUAAUGUAAUAGUUUGGUCCUGUUCCAGUGGUUGUGACUUUUGCAUUAUUCUUAAGAGCCUAAUACAAUUAUGCCCUUAAUCUUUGUAUUAAUAAAUACAUGAUGAUUGUUACUAUCAAUUGCAGAAUGAAAUCAAGAUACUAAUAAAGCUAUUUGGAAAGGAUGUGAGUAAAGUCCAGUUAAUUUUAGAGGGUUGUUUUUUCAGUGAUUUUGUAAAUAUUUUUGAUUGGAUCCAGAUUUAGUCUCAUGUAAUUGGGCUUUCUCACCCCAGUCUCCCCGUGGCAGUCAUCAAGGAUCACGGGGCUGUACUGAAUAAUGUAUUCCAUAGUGCAAUGAGGAGAGGAUUCUGGAAAUUCAGGUAGAUUACCUUUCCAUGGGAGUGCCUAAAUCUGGACCCAAUCCUAUGAUUGCAAUUAUUCCACAAAAGCUCAUCUUGUAUCAAAGUACCUGAAAGCCUUUCUUAAAUGUAUUAAGUCUGUCAUUCAGAAACUUUAUCCAUAUAUUUAAUAAUAGUCAGAGAAUCAUUUAUUGUACUUAAUAAAAAAACAGAUUAACAA